This is a messenger RNA of Cotesia glomerata, 1029 nucleotides long. RefSeq lists its product as uncharacterized. The record is from RefSeq and is a predicted model, not a curated record. Lineage: Eukaryota; Metazoa; Arthropoda; Insecta; Hymenoptera; Braconidae. The transcript is spliced from 3 exons. Bases 197 to 535 code for a protein of 112 amino acids.
CGUAGUAAAGCAUGUACCCGGCAGUUUACUCCAGGAUUUCGAACCGGUUGCUUCAUUUCUUAACUCCGAGACUCGUUUCACUCUCGAUCCGGCCAACACCUCGUUUCACUGCAACAGGUUCACCUGUAAUUAUUUCAACUAUUGCUUCGAAUUACAAAUGUGAUUUAUUAAAAACUAUUUGUUCAAUUGCCACAAAAUGGAUUUAAAUCAUAGUACUAGUGCUCCGAUAAACGAUAAAAACUCCUGGAUGACAACUGAAACUUCAGUGACAGCGGAAAAAGAAGACACGAUUUUUACUCUUAUCGUCGUAGUUGUCGGUAUAAUAAUAGCGAUAAUAAUUCUAUUUUCUAUGGGCGUAUUUCUGGACUGCAGGCAUCAGAAGAAUACUACGAAGAAUAAUAAACCGCUGCGCAUGAAAGCGCCUUCACUGACGCGCAAAAAGAAGAUAAAGGAUGACAAAAAAUCCUUGGCCUCGGACAUGUAUUCCAGUGGGAUGACAGAUUACGGAGCUGGCGCGUUGGACGCAGUGGUUUAAUUUAAAAAGGGAAAGUAUUAUAAUUUUAAAUUAAGAUAAGGUAUUAUCAUACAUAUUUGAAUUUCGGCACGGAAUAUGCUAAAUCGGCAUUAUUAUCUUACCAGAGAAAAAUAGCGUGUUGACGUCAGAGAAAAAUUAUUAGCUCUUUUCAAUACAAGUCAUACCGAUUCGGUGACUCAAUUCCGCAACGCAAGCACUUUGCGGAUUUCGGAUAAAAUUAUAAUUGACUGUGAUAUCGAUAAAUUAUUAUUUUGUACGUCAGUUGCUCAAACGUCACAAUACAAUUACAAUAGUAUUUUAAUUGUAUAUAUGUACACAAGCAAACAAUAACAAUAUCAGUGUCUAUCGUUUUAAAUAACUCGUAGCGUAGAUCGUAGGCAUUAUUUACAGAUAAUCUUGUUCUUAAAUAAUAUUUAUAGCGACGUGUGCCAUAUCCACACGGAUUAAAUCUUAUUAAUUAUUUAGCUAAUAAAACUUACAGGUAUACUUGGUAA